Penicillium paradoxum is the source of this 1080-nucleotide messenger RNA. RefSeq lists its product as uncharacterized. Bases 1 to 1080 code for a protein of 359 amino acids. Gene Ontology annotation, molecular function: O-methyltransferase activity. The transcript has 6 exons. Lineage: Eukaryota; Fungi; Ascomycota; Eurotiomycetes; Eurotiales; Aspergillaceae. The record is from RefSeq and is a predicted model, not a curated record.
AUGGAGGCCAUCCUUGCUCAGAUCCGAAGCUUAGCCCUAAAUGCCGAUGAAGCCAGUCGUCUGAAAAUGGUGAAAUCUCUUCGACAGAUGCAAGUCGAGCUUCAGACUCCAAAGGAUUCUCUCAUGGAGCUAGCGGGACUGGGGCUCACGAAUGCAAUGCUCCGCGUUGGCGCGGACUUGGGGUUUCUUCGUUAUCUCGCGAGGAGUGAUGUCCCUUUGAGUGUGACGGAAAUUGCCAAGCUGACUGGAGCUUCUCCUCAACUCCUAGAGAGAGUCCUUCGUCACUUAGCUGCAUCAGACAUGAUCCAAGAAACUGGAGUCAAUGAAUACACCGCGAACACCAUGACUCGUGUAUUGGCUGAUCAUAGGGGCCAGGCUAUGAUAUAUCACGGAUUCGACACCCAUGGACCAGUCGUUCAAGCAAUGCCUGACUUCUUCGCGGAAAACGACUAUCAGGAUCAGCCAAAACACUUCGAUAACCUACAAAAGGUCAUGACAGCGCUCCAAGGAUCAGAAUGGACCGAUGGGUUCACUCUUAUUGACGAUGAAGCACACAAGAUUCCUCCCACUAGCCCCCAGGCUUCAGAGAAACCCUUCUUCGUCGAUGUCGGUGGUGGUCAUGGGCACCAAUGUAUUGAGCUUGGAAAGAAGUACCCACAGCUACUCGGUCGUCUUAUUCUCCAAGAUUUGCCCGAAGCAGUAGGAAAACUUGCCCCGAUUGAGGGCGUCAAGGCCGAGGCUUAUGACUUUUUCCAAGCACAGCCCGUCAUUGGAGCGAAGUUCUACUAUCUCCGCAGAAUCAUGCACGACUGGCCAGAUGACGAAGCCGCCAAGAUCCUCCGGAAUAUUCGCAACGCCAUGAGCCCCGACUCGCGUAUCUUGAUUGACGAGGCUGUCUUGCCAGAUACUGGCGCCAACUGGCAAUCGACGAUGGCUGAUCUGGCAAUGAUGGCUUUUGGCGGUAAAGAGCGUACUAAGCAUCAGUGGGAAUCACUUGCGCAGAAUGUGGGCUUGCGUGUUGUGCAGAUUCAUACUUACGUUGCCUCAACUUAUACUGCCGUUGUCGUCUUGGCCAUCUAG